AUGAAGAACUCGAAAUCUUACAAUAUUUCUAAGCUAUCUGACGUCAAAUUUGAGAAGAAAGAUUCACCGGAAUACAUUAGCAGCGAUCCGGUCAAAAAACCGACACAGCAAAAUGAUGAUAAGGUAUCAUAUAUCUCAUUGUUCCGUUUUGCCACAACGAAAGACAAAAUAUUCAUAUGUAUAGCGAUUGUAGCAACCAUAGUAUGUGGAUGUACCACACCAGUUAAUACGCUUCUAUUUUCUUCGUUGCUUCAAAGUAUGGUCAACUAUGGAAUAUCAUUAAUAGUAGAAGACCCUCAACCAGAUAUAUUUCUUGAAGCUGUACAGGAAUUUGCUAUAUACAAUGCAGUUUUAGGAAUUGCGAUUGUUAUACUGUCAUAUAUUGCAACAGUUCUCAUGAACAUCACCGCUUUUAAUCAGGUGUAUCGGAUCCGUCAGGAAUAUUUGAAAGCAACGUUAAAUCAAGAUUUUGAAUACUUCGACACUCACAAAACUGGAGAUUUUGCAAGCAAAGUCACGAGCGAUGUUAUUAAACUAGAGGAUGGUAUAGGAGAGAAACUAGCGACCUUCAUAUAUUACCAAGUGACAUUCAUAAGCUCUAUAAUAAUGGCGCUUAUAAAGGGUUGGAAACUAACACUCUUAUGUUUGAUCUCGCUUCCUGUCACUUUAGUAAUAAUUGGAAUGGCCUUCUUCCUGUCAUCACGACUUGCAUAUAAAGAGGCUGUUGUAUCUGCCCUGGCUGGUUCUAAGGCUGAGGAAGUACUAUCAUCUAUAAAAACAGUGUUUGCUUUUAGUGGACAACAAAAGGAACUAGAAAAAUAUGAAGGUUAUCUCUCGGAAAUCAGAAGCACCAAUAUAAAGAAAGGUAUAUUCAAUGGUGUGUUGAUGGGAUCAAUAUUCCUAUGUUUAUUUGGAUCUUACUCUUUAUGUUUUUGGUUCGGCUACCAGCUCAUGACGGAUGAACCAGAAAAUUAUGACGUGGAAAUUAUGGUUGCUGUACUAUUUGGUGUAUUGAUGGGCACAACAAACUUUGGUGUAUCCACCACUCUAAUGGAUGUUUUCGGAGUCGCACGUGGCGCCGGUACACAAAUCUUUAAUUUAAUAGACAAUGUCCCCAAAAUUAAUCCAUUACUAAAUCUUGGAAUCGUCCCAAAAAGUAUGGAAGGAAACAUUGAAUUCAAAAACGUUUCAUUCCAUUAUCCUUCUAGACCCAACGUCAAAAUAUUAAAGGGAAUCAACAUCAGUGUCAGCAAAGGGCAAUCAGUUGCGUUAGUUGGACAUUCAGGUAGCGGCAAGUCUACUAUCGUACAACUGAUAUCAAGAAAUUAUGACGUAAUAGGUGGCAGUGUCCAAAUUGAUGGUAAUAAUGUCAAAGAUCUUUCGGUGAGGUGGUUGAGAUCUCAAAUCGGUUUAGUUGGUCAGGAGCCGGUCCUCUUUAAUACGACAGUCAGAGAGAACAUCAGGUAUGGCCGGGAAGACGCUACUGAUGAAGAAAUAGAAAAAGUCGCUAAGCAGGCUAAUGCUCACGAGUUUAUCAUGAAACUUCCACUGGGUUAUGACACAGUAGUUGGUGAGCGAGGUGCAUCGAUAUCAGGAGGUCAAAAACAAAGAAUUGCCAUAGCUCGAGCACUUGUACGAAACCCAAAAAUAUUAUUGUUAGAUGAAGCCACCAGCGCGUUAGAUACAACCUCAGAGGCCAAAGUGCAAAAAGCUUUAGAUAAAGCCCAAAAAGGUCGAACGACAAUUAUUGUCGCGCAUAGACUCUCAACAAUAAGAAACGUGGACAAAAUUUAUGUUUUUAAAAAAGGAGAUGUAGUAGAAAGUGGAAGUCACGAUGAACUUAUGGCCAAAAAAGGUUAUUUCUAUGAUAUGGUGAUGCUUCAAAGAUCACCCAACCAUUCAAAUGAGAAAGAUAUGAACAACAAAUUCGAAAGAAGCGUGUCAAUCCUGAGUGAAAAAGAAGAAGAGGAACAGGUUGAAACGAGAAUUCAAAACGUAGAAGAGGCUAGUACAAAUGAAGAAGUUUCCUUCAUGCGAGUUCUGAAACUGAACUCGCCGGAAUGGAAGUCCAUCUCUGUGGCCAGCAUAUGCGCAAUUCUGAGCGGUUUUGCAAUGCCAUUGAUGGCAAUUGUAAUGGGAGACUUUAUGGGGAUUCUAUCCGAUACUGACAAAGACUAUGUAUUAUCUGAAGUAAAAAAAUUGGUGCUGAUAUUUAUGGGUAUCGGAAUAUACUCAGGAGUAACAAACUUUUUAGUGGUGUUCAUGUACGGAAUAGCUGGAGAACAUUUAACAUGCAGGUUGCGAAAAUUGCUAUUCCAACAUUUACUGCAACAAGAAAUCGGAUUUUUUGAUGAUAAAAAUAAUUCAACUGGAGCUCUUUGUGCUCGAAUUUCAGGAGAUGCUGCAUCAGUACAAGGGGCUACAGGUCAAAGAAUAGGAACAGUUUUACAAGCUUUCGGAACACUUUGUUUCUCGUUGAUAGUCUCACUAUACUAUGAAUGGCGCCUGGGUUUGGUUGCUCUAGCAUUUGUUCCUAUUAUGGCUGCAAUAGUUUAUAAGCAAGGCAGAAUGGUAAAUGCGGAAUCUUUUGGAACAGCAAAAACAAUGGAAAAGAGUUCUAAGCUCGCAGUAGAAGCUGUAGCUAAUAUACGUACAGUGGCAUCACUAGGCCGCGAACCAAUUAUAUUAAGCGACUACGCUAUCCAGCUUCUGCCCGCACUUGAACUUGCUAAAAAAUCAUCACAUUGGAGAGGGCUUGUUUUUGGAUUAUCUAGAGGGCUUUUCAACUUGGUAUACUCCGUUACCAUGUUUUAUGGUGGUCAACUGAUAGUGUACCAGGGUGUUGAUUAUAACAUAGUACUUAAAUCAGCUCAAACUUUAUUGAUGGGAUCGUCAUCUGCAGCGCAAGCUCUUGCAUUCGCACCUAACUUCCAAACUGGAAUAAAGGCUGCGGGUCGUAUUAUCGUAACCUUAGCAAGAAAAUCAAAAAUCACGGAUCCAGUGAAACCUGCAAUAGAAAACUUUAGAGGAACAGGUGAAGCAACGUUAACAGAUGUAACAUUUACUUAUCCGACCAGGCCGUUAAUACAAGUAUUGAAGAAUUGUAACUUAGAAAUUGAGAAUGGGAAAACAGUAGCUCUUGUCGGUGGGAGUGGAUGUGGCAAGAGUACUAUCAUACAGUUACUAGAGAGAUAUUACGAUCCCGACGAAGGUGUUGUGGCUCAGAAUGGAACUCCCCUCCCAAAUCUCCGUUUGGUGGACUUAAGACAGUCUAUAGGUUUUGUGCAACAAGAACCUAUAUUAUUCAACGGCACCAUUAAAGAAAAUAUUGCUUACGGUGACAAUUCUAAAACACACAGCAUGAAUGAUAUAAUUGAAGUGGCUAAGCAAGCUAAUAUACACAACUUUGUCGUAUCUUUGCCAAUGGGUUAUGAUACCGAUAUAGGUUCAAAGGGUACACAAUUGUCUGGAGGUCAGAAACAAAGGAUAGCCAUAGCUAGAGCUUUAAUAAGACGUCCAAAAAUGUUAUUACUAGACGAAGCCACUAGUGCCUUGGACACAGAAAGUGAAAAGGUGGUUCAAGAAGCCCUGGACGCAGCUAAAGCUGGUCGUACGUGUGUCAUGAUCGCUCACCGACUGAGUACAGUUCGUGACGCUGACGUUAUAUGUGUACUCAAUAAUGGAAGUGUCGCUGAGCGAGGAACGCACGCAGAGCUACUAGAACUCAAAGGACUUUAUUAUAAUCUGUAUAAACGGGGAUACUCGUGA
Molecule: messenger RNA, 3768 nt
Organism: Danaus chrysippus (African queen)
Lineage: Eukaryota; Metazoa; Arthropoda; Insecta; Lepidoptera; Nymphalidae
Source: the annotation of a GenBank genome assembly